Molecule: messenger RNA, 1569 nt
Organism: Arabidopsis lyrata subsp. lyrata
Lineage: Eukaryota; Viridiplantae; Streptophyta; Magnoliopsida; Brassicales; Brassicaceae
Exons: 3
Coding region: 1-1569 (522 amino acids)
Source: RefSeq, a predicted model, not a curated record
AUGGUGAAGGCUACACGAAGAGGACUAAUCGGAGGAGGGAGACGUGCUAGAGAAACUCGAUCUGAUGGUGGUUCAGAAAACCCUCAACUGAUUGAUGAACCCAUCGAAGAACCAGCGAGAUCUAUUGCAACACCUCUUUCUCUCAUUCCUUUUGUCGAUGAAGAUGACUCUUUUGCAACGGCUUUUGAAGAACAUAAGAGCAGCGAGUCAAAGGAUUUUCGGAAACCUGAAGGAGAAUCAAAGAAAUCUGAUGAAGAAACUGAGGUUCUUUCUGAACAAAUCGAAGAAGACAAACUUAAUGAGGAAGAUGUGCCCACAGAAACGGUACUUAGAAACGAUGAUUCAACAGAAGCUGGGCCAACGAAAGGAAUUAAGAAUUUGGGAAAUGAAUUUGAAGAAGCAGAACAGAUUGAAGAAGAAAUAGUUGACAGAAAUGUUGAAGUUACAGAGGAAAGGGUUGGAGAUGAACCAAUCCACGUCUCAGAUGUUGAAAUUGAGCCUACUGAGAUGACUGUUGAGGAACAAUUUCAGAAAAAUCAGAAGGAGAAGGAAGUUCGUAAGAAAAGAAUCUUUAAACAGCUAGGUCUAGCUCCUCCAAAGAAGAAACAGAAGAAGGAUGAAUCAAGCUCAAAGAAGAGCAAAUCUAUCAAAGCUUCUGAGUCAGGCAAAAGUUCUUCUAAGAAAAGCUUUCGGUCAAAGCUAUUCUCAUCACCUCAAGCUAAAGCAAGGUAUGAUUUGUUUAAAAAUAGAAACUUGAUUGAGGAACGCCUGAUUGAUUUAGAAAAAGAAGAUUCUUGGGGUUACUUAACCUUGAUCAAGAAUGCUAGAUUGGAAUCUACAGUAACAAAUCUUGGAAGUUAUGUGCGGGAAGUAGUAUCUGAAUUUUACGCAAAUCUUCCUUGUGAAAAGUCUGAAGAAAAUGCUGAGAAGGUCAGUGUGUUUGUCAGAGGGCAUGAUUAUGAGUUUUCACCAAAGAAAAUCAAUAAAUUUCUUGGUUUUAAGGGUUUAACCAAAGAAGAACUUAAGGCAGAUAGUGAUGCUGAUUCUAUUGGAAAAGAACAACUUGCAGAACUGCUAAGUGAAGAUGAGAAGACUGGCUGGGAAGAUUUAGUAUUCAAGAAUUUUUCUCCUCGAAUUGGAGCUCUUCUACGAAUCACUGCUCAGAAUUGGAUUCCUUCAUCAAAUCCGGAUUAUGUAUCAGUAGAAAGAGCUCAGCUGAUUUACAAAAUCUUCCAUGGAAUCAGAUUUGAUUUUGGAAAGAUGAUCUUCAAUCAAGAUGUUAGAACUGGUCAAGCUUACACUGAAAGGAUAAAGGGCAAAGCAAAAGAUAGCACUCAGCCAAAUACUUCAAGAACAGCUCCUCAAAAUGUAUAUCCUUCUUCUCAGUUUAAUCCAGAGUAUCAAGGAUAUACUGUUGUGGACAUUGGAAGCAUCCGCCUGCCUCACCCUGAUGAGGACGAUAGAGAGGGAAUGUUUAUGGCUUUGUUAGACACAGCUCAAGCUAUCUCCAAGAUGAAUGAAGUGAUUCAACAACUUGUUCUCAGUCAUCCUUUGUCCAAAAGACUGUAG